GGCCCGCCUUGCGAAGCUGGCCGGGAUGCCUCCCCACCUGAACCUGGGUCGCCACCUCGGUGAGGGGCCGCGGGGAAGAUCCCAAGAGGUGGGAUCCAGUCGGUUCUUGGCUCUCCUAAGAGAGCCAGAGCGGGAGAACCCUAAUGUCAAAGCCCUGAGACAUUAGACUUGGCGAGGCCAAGCCCUGAGACAGGACUAGCACGGUAGUGAGUCUCUUUGUCCGCUCUCCGCAGCGAAGGGGCGGGACCGUGCCAGACCCUGCCGGUUCCCGCCCCGGAAGCGGAAGUGCAGGCACUGCGGGGUCCUGUAUAGUGUGAGCCCGACCCGAGCGCCAGUCGUUCCGCCCGCUGGUCAUCGCGCCCUCUCCCUUGCCGGUGUCCUGCUCGCCGUCCCCGCCAUGCUGUCUCUAGACUUUUUGGACGAUGUGCGGCGGAUGAACAAGCGGCAGCUCUAUUACCAAGUCCUAAAUUUUGGAAUGAUUGUCUCAUCGGCACUAAUGAUCUGGAAGGGAUUAAUGGUAAUAACUGGAAGUGAAAGUCCAAUUGUAGUGGUGCUCAGUGGCAGCAUGGAACCUGCAUUUCAUAGAGGAGAUCUUCUCUUUCUAACAAACCGAGUUGAAGAUCCCAUAAGAGUGGGAGAAAUUGUUGUUUUUAGGAUAGAAGGAAGAGAAAUUCCUAUAGUUCACCGAGUCUUGAAGAUUCAUGAAAAGCAAAAUGGACAUAUCAAGUUUUUGACCAAAGGCGAUAAUAAUGCAGUUGAUGACCGAGGCCUCUAUAAACAAGGACAACAUUGGCUAGAGAAAAAAGAUGUGGUGGGGAGAGCCAGGGGAUUUGUUCCUUACAUUGGAAUUGUGACGAUCCUCAUGAAUGACUAUCCUAAAUUUAAGUAUGCAGUGCUCUUUUUGCUGGGUUUAUUUGUGCUGGUCCACCGUGAGUAAGAAGUCUGCCUUGCUGUUCCUGGGAAGAUGCCAUACUUUCGUUACUGGAUGUUUGGAGUAGAUACUGGUCUGUGAUUGGUGGAAUGGAGAACACGCAUGUCGGUGCUUCUUGGUAGCACUGGUUUGCAUUAGUUUACGUUUCCACGCCAGAGUUUGUUUGGGUGGGCACAUGUGCACCACAGAGUGCACUUGAGGGGACUUUCAAUCACAGGAUUUCAUAGUUGUCAUUGUCACACUUUCACAUUUUUGUACAUCAGUGACUUUUUUAUAUUAAAAGGUUGAGCCAAAGCCCCCAGUGUUUGUAUUUUGAAGCCAAGCUUCACUUCUAAAGUGCCUACAGAGACUUGUAAAUGACAAUGCAGCUCUGCACGAGUUUGAAACCGUCAUACCUCCUUCUAAUAGGAAUGGCAUAUACUGAGGUGGUCAUAAGUCUUAACUUUUAAAAUUUUAAAUAAAAGACUUUGCACAUUGAA
This is a messenger RNA of Callithrix jacchus (white-tufted-ear marmoset), 1410 nucleotides long. It is a transcript of the gene SEC11A, whose product is annotated as SEC11 homolog A, signal peptidase complex subunit. Gene Ontology annotation, cellular component: membrane; signal peptidase complex. The record is from RefSeq and is a predicted model, not a curated record. Gene Ontology annotation, molecular function: serine-type endopeptidase activity. NCBI's taxonomy places the organism in Eukaryota, Metazoa, Chordata, Mammalia, Primates, Cebidae.